CUUCUAAUCUCCAUCUAGCUGUCUCUCUCUAACAUCUCUGAGUUUGUCCCAUCUGAUCCUCUUUCUUGCAUUGCCCGGUCUCUCUAUCUUAGACAAACAAAAAUCAGACGGAAAAGAGGAAAAAUGGCAACGGAGGGGACGAGGAACAAGUUCCUGCUAUGCAACUUCUGUUUCAGGCCAGUGGUCGAUGUGGACGGGGUGCUCGACCCUGCCACCGGCAACAGCCGCCGUCACGGUAAUGUUGUUGACAACAAAUUACGACGGAAGCAGAAGCAGCAACACAUGAACAACAUUUCUGUUUCAGAAAAUGUUGCGGACAACACUUCAUCUCCAUCACGCCCCCGGAACCACUCUCUGUCCCGCAUUCUGAAGGCCGUUAUGUUCGACUCCGCGCUGACAAGGAGGAUUCGGCGUCGAAAGAGCUCCAAACGCAAGUUUUAUGUAACCUCCACCGGGCAGUCCAUGCCUACCCUCGCAGGUGGAGGGUUAAGCCACGGAGAAGUUAAGGAGAUUGACCCCGAUGAUCCGCAUGUUCUGUCUUCGAGUCUCCCCUCGGAGUCGAAGCGCACUGACUACACAGCUGACGAAAUAGUUUCGGAAUAUGAUAGCGACAUGGGCACGCUUAACCAUGGGAUGAAUAAUGAGAAAGGCCAGCUAGAGCUCGUCCAGGGCUCGGGCCAGAAGAGGCAGCCGACCAGCAGGAAGCUAACCACCACGGCCUUCUCCCUCCUUAACCACUGCGGUGUCCAUGUGUUCCUCACAGUGCUAGGGGUGACGGUAGUCUGGGGUAAAGCCGGUGCGAUCCUAUUCACGUCAAUCUGGCUGUACUCCAUCUUCUUCCAGAGGAUCGCCAGACGCCGCAGGAUAGGGAAGUAGGCGGCAGUAAAUGACCAACUCCUUUCGCUAAUUAAGCUUGAAAUCAUGCAUAUACGUCUACGAACAAAUGGAGAUUUUGUGGCCGGCCUAUGUGAUUUGAUCGAAUAUCUAGGGCUAUACCAAUAGAUACAACCAGAAUAUGGAUCGAAAAUGCGAAGGGGGGAUCGCACGUGUACAUUAAUCUGACGGGAGGACCCGAUCAAUCGACAAGGCAUUAAAGUUUUGACGUGAAAAUAGUCUAUUUCGUGUGGUGCAUUCCAUGUUUUACGUGUCUAGGAGAAUAGGGGAAUUAUGAGGACAGAGAACAGCGGCAAGACAACAUUUGAUUAGAUGAUCUCUCUACCUCUGAAACUCCCUGUAUUUACCAGCAAAUUGUCUCUUCACAUUUUCACUUUGUUGUAAUUAUUAUUAUUUUUUAAAAACUUUUUUGGUUUUUCAUGCAUGUCCAGUAGAAGUGGAGGGAGAUUACUUGUAUCUACGUCCAAGUCGUGUAAAUGAGAAAUGUUAUGGUGCAGUUAA
Messenger RNA from Punica granatum (pomegranate), 1395 nucleotides. NCBI's taxonomy places the organism in Eukaryota, Viridiplantae, Streptophyta, Magnoliopsida, Myrtales, Lythraceae. The record is from RefSeq and is a predicted model, not a curated record.